AUGUUUGCCCGUUCUGCCAUCCGCGCCAACACGGCCGCCUCCAUCAUUAGCCGUCGAGGCUUCCACUCAACUCGCACCCAGCUGGGCUCCGGCUUCCACUACCCAGAGGGCCCUCGCUCCAACAUUCCAUUCAACCCAUUGACCAAGUUCUUCUUCCUCAGAUACUGGGGCUUCAUGAUUACCGGGUUCACUCUCCCAUUCGCCAUUGCCGUCUGGCAAACGAAGAAGUCCCGUUAA
Molecule: messenger RNA, 237 nt
Organism: Trichophyton rubrum CBS 118892
Lineage: Eukaryota; Fungi; Ascomycota; Eurotiomycetes; Onygenales; Arthrodermataceae
Exons: 3
Coding region: 1-237 (78 amino acids)
Biological process (GO): mitochondrial electron transport, cytochrome c to oxygen
Source: RefSeq, a predicted model, not a curated record